Molecule: messenger RNA, 659 nt
Organism: Cladocopium goreaui
Lineage: Eukaryota; Dinophyceae; Suessiales; Symbiodiniaceae
Source: the annotation of a GenBank genome assembly
AGGACCUGCCAACGGAUGCUGAACAACCAGAAGGUCUUGAUGGAAAACCUGAUCGCUUUGCCGGAUUGGAUCCAAUCCGGGCGGAUGGCACCCAUCAAGCGAGCCAAGGAGCAUUGGCAGGAGGUGCAACGUGAAAUGGGCCGACGCGACAAGUGCUCGGUAGACGCCGUGCGACGUCACAGUCUCCUGGCUGGGCAGUUCUUGCACUUUUUGCUGCAAGUUUUUGGCUUUUACGACUUGCUGACCCAAGCCAGUGUUGCACCUGACAAGAGGAAAGGCGCGCAUGAGAUUGUCCGUGAUGUGGAUGCCCAUAGGUUGGUGGAACUUCAGGCCGUCUUCUCCCGACUCAAAGAUGAAGCACAAACGUCUGAGGAGUUUGCACAUCAACCCUUGUGGUACUAUGCACUGAAACAGGGGAGCAGCUCGCUCGCCAGCCAUUUGCUCUUCAGUUCAGCCUGGGCAAUUGUUGGCGGCUCUGCUGAAGCAGUUGCAGAUUGUGUGCGACGUGCACAGCUUCAGCACACGCAAGUGUUGGCAGUGACUGCAGUCUCCAACGCUGCCCUGGGUUCCAUUUCCCGCGGUCUGAGACCACCGAGCCGAGAGCACGCGACGGUAGUGGAACCACGCAGAAGCUCCAAGUUUCUGACGAUGGGCGCAGG